AAGCAUAGUUCCUUGAUAUUGACCAUUGAAUAACUUGAAUAGACGCAUACGCGAUAUACGUAUUAUACGCAUAAAGGCAUUAUAUAGUCUAGUAAAUUCAUUCGGUGAAAUUUCAACUAUUCUAAUUUUAAAAAGUUAGAACGCCGAUAAGAAGCGAUAACAGAGCAAGUAUGCUGCAAUUAUGUCAGGGCCCAGUUACAACUAGAACACACGACCAAAGAGGAGUAUAGAAUAAUGAUAGGAUGUCUGGUCGAUCUGGAUCCUUCGCAUUUUUUCUUCAAUGAAUUGUUAAACGUCGGUCUUAUGACGCAUGAUGAAUUUGUUUGGACUCAUGGAUCAACGCCAGGACAGAUCUUUGUCGUUGAUGCUACGGGAAUUACAAUUGGACAUGUAGGGCGUUUAAACAUAGCAUCAAUAAAAAAAGGACUACGCUACCUUCAAGAUGCCAUGCCAAUACGCUUGAAAGAGGUCCAUGUAAUAAAUACGUCGCCAGUUGUCGAAAUAAUAUACAAUAUGACCAAACCUUUCUUGGACAAGGAAUUAGUAAAAUUGAUACAUUUUCACGCAUCAUUGGAAAGCGUGAGUGAACACUUUCCGAUAGAAGUAUUGCCCAAUGAGCUUGGUGGGAAAGGAGGUGCGUUGCAGGAGUUGAUGGACGCGCAGUUCAAAAGGAUCGAAAACUUUCGCGAGUGGUUCCUAGAGGACGAAAAAAAUAAUCGGGUGAACGAGUCACUGCGGAUUGGCAAAAGCAAGACAUCUGGUGAUCUCUUUGGGGUGGACGGUAAUUUCAGAAAAAUAGAAAUCGACUGAUUCGAUCUUACAACACGUAAGUAUCAUACAGCAUCAAAUCAAUG
Molecule: messenger RNA, 854 nt
Organism: Harpegnathos saltator (Jerdon's jumping ant)
Lineage: Eukaryota; Metazoa; Arthropoda; Insecta; Hymenoptera; Formicidae
Product: alpha-tocopherol transfer protein-like
Exons: 3
Coding region: 235-810 (191 amino acids)
Cellular component (GO): membrane
Molecular function (GO): phosphatidylinositol bisphosphate binding
Source: RefSeq, a predicted model, not a curated record